This is a messenger RNA of Diachasmimorpha longicaudata, 2889 nucleotides long. RefSeq lists its product as uncharacterized. NCBI's taxonomy places the organism in Eukaryota, Metazoa, Arthropoda, Insecta, Hymenoptera, Braconidae. The coding region runs from base 316 to 2466 and encodes 716 amino acids. The record is from RefSeq and is a predicted model, not a curated record. The transcript is spliced from 3 exons.
AGUCCCAUCUUCAGUCCUACGUACCUCAGCGACCAUUUGUGACGUACUAUUCACUCUCACGUGUUUAUAGACGAUAAUUGACAGGUAAAUUAAACAACAACAAUAUUUGAGGAGCACGCAACGAAUGUUUAUUGUUCAUUCAUAAGCGACGUUGUUAAACACUGCGCCUCAAUUGGAUGGAAUCGAACGAUAAACAUAAAAACUGUCCACAUCUAAUAUAAUUGAAAAAACCACAAUGGGAGAACGUGUUUCCUUCGGGAAAUUCAACAAAAUCCAACGACAAUUGUUUGAUACUAUGAAAGAAUAAUUGGCGUCAUGCCACCAGACCUCUGUGGCUAUACCCAAUACGAAUCUCGAGAUACCAGACAUAAAUUUACCCCCUGGAACUACUGGUACAGAAAUGCACAUGGUUUUUUCUACUCAAAGCUGUCGUUCAAUCCUCAUUUCCCCUGCGUUUCCCGACAGAUUCGCGAGAAGUGGCUGGUAAAUUUGACGGACACAGAGAUUCCAGAUGAUGUUUUGGACAUCGCCUGUUUAGGAAAAGACUUUGGAGUUCCAAUAAUCGACAAGGAACACAUGGUCAUGCGAAAUAUCAUAACGACACUGGAAUCCAAAAUGAAUAUUUUCGAAAAAGAUCAGCAAAACGAGGUGAGGACGAUCUGCGUGGACGUAAUCUCCAAUUUCAUGAGACAAGAUAGACUCCCAAGGUACCCAGAGCUGAUGGAGAAGAUACGGUCAGCCAAAACAUUCAAGAAAUCUCAUCCAGAAAUUGUUUUUCUCAAGGCUGAUAAGGGAAACGUCACUGUGGCUGUCAAUAGGCAACAAUAUAUUGCGAAAAUGUCGGAUUUAUUGAGUGAUUCGUCUACUUACACGGUCAUUAAAAAUGACCCCACUCCUACCAUUCAAAGAAAAGUUAAUAGAUUAGUCCUGAAUUGGUACAACAAUGGUUUCAUAACUGAAGCUGACAAAUGUAGACUCUGGUCCAGAUACGCAAAGAUCGCGUUAUCCUACGGACAGCCAAAGAUUCACAAGAAGGACGUUCCCUACAGGAUGAUCGUCUCCUUCAUGGGGACACCCACUUACAGCCUCGCCAAAUACGUACAGAAGAUUUUAACUGAUUGCAUGAAGGAAGAAGUCAAACUUACCAGGAAUAAAACAUCAAUCAUAAAUAGUUUCACCCUAGUUAAAAAAAUCAGGAGUCUGAAUCUCCCCGAUGACUUUGAAAUGAUCUCCAUGGAUGCGGUAUCACUGUUCACAAAUAUUCCAAUUGUCCUCGUGAUAGCUGGUAUCAAAAAGCGCUGGAAAUGGAUUCAAAAAUACACGAAAAUAACUCAGGAUUCGUUCAUCGACGCUGUUUCAUUGUGCGUCAAUGCCUCAACAUUUCAGUUCAACAACAUAAAGUAUCAGCAGAUCUUCGGAGCUGCCAUGGGCUCUCCAUUAUCCCCAAUCGUCGCUGAAAUUGUUCUCCAGGAUUUGGAGAAUUUCUGCAUAAAGAAAUUGGAUUUUCCGGUAUACUUUUACACGAGAUACGUCGACGAUGUCCUGGCCUUCGUUCCGAAGGAUAAAGUUAACUCGAUACUGUCCUGCUUCAAUUCAUACCACAAACGUCUUCAAUUCACGUUGGAACGAGAGGAGAACUCGAAGAUUAAUUUUUUGGAGGUCACUCUUAUCAAGAGCACGGGCAAGAUCGAUCUUGAUUGGUAUCGAAAGCCCACGUCCUCUGGAAGGUACUUGAAUUAUUAUUCUCACCAUUCGAAAGGACAUAAGAUCUCUACCAUCUGUAACUUAGUGGAUCGAGCGAUUUUACUCGCAAAUGUUGAGUUCCAUUUGAAAAAUUUGUUUUUUAUCAAGAGAGCGCUAAUUGAGAAUGGCUAUCCCCGGAGCUUGAUAUUGAAAACAGUGAGAAGACGUCACUCGCUUCUCCUCUAUUCCAAUCGUGGCUACUCGGAGGGAUUUUACAGGUCGAAGAGGGUGAAGCAGGAGAAACUGGUGGCUCUGCCCUACGUCCAGGGACUCUCGGAAACUCUUAAGUCGCAUCUGAGGAAGUUUGACAUAUCGUUGAGCUUCAAAAGUGACAGCAGUCUUCGCUGGCUCUUCACUGGUCAUAAAGAUAGAUGGCCACAUGGUCAACUGGUGAAUACGGUUUACAAAAUUUCCUGCUUGGAGUGCGAAUUCAUCUUCAUUGAUCACACGAAACGACCGCUGGGGAUGAGGAUGAAGGACCAUUAUCAGAGUCUGCGACAGCCUCACAACUUUCAAGACUCCAAUCCAUUGACCGAGCAUGCUUUUCAGUACCUUCAUGACUUCGAUUUCGAAAGGGUUGAAGUGCUCGCUAUUGAGAAGAACUACAAGAAGAGGGAAUUGUUGUCGCUUAUGUUUAAAGAAGUGGAAUUCCCGGAGGCUGACGAGUCCGUCGAUCGGAUUUCUCAUGUCAGUAAUAUUUAUUCGAGUCUGUUCCAUUCAUGAGUAGAAGUCUUUUGUAUUUGUUGAUUUGUGAUAUUUAAUAUUUAGUUUAAUAUAAUAAUUUAUAUUGCCAGCUGUUAUUAAUUGAUGUCAUUAUUGUUGUUGAUGAGUACGAGACGAGAGAGGAAUUCGGGCGAUUUUGUGUUCUAAAUUUUAUAAUUUUGUUAAAAUUGGUUUUGAGUUUAAAUAUAAGUUUAGAUUUGGUGGGAAAAAGAGAAGGUUGUUUUCUUUGAUUUUUCACAAUCUAAAAAAAUGAGUUCUCAGCAAACAGGAAUAAAUUAUCCUCGAGAGUAACUGUAUCAUCAUCAUUGGAACAUACUCGUCUCUAAUAACCCCUCCACAUUAGCACACAUGAACUAAUUGCAACACACAUUGCAAUUACUGAAGAAAAAAAUGAUAUAUAAUAAAAUAGUCCUUGGCAGUUGU